CUGUAGUGAGGGCGAAGCGGAAGAAGCCCGGUGGUGGAGAGCGACGGUCAAGAGAAAUUCCUUUCAAAAGGCCCGGCGCUGAAAAGAAGGCGGUGAGAGCGCAGCCGGGCGACAGAAAGUGCUCGGCGCGGUCAGAUUUCUCGCGCUGCUCUAGGUUUCCUGCAAAGCGCUGGGAGUGCUGCUGUGAAGAGCCCCGCUCUUUCCAUCUUCCGAUCUUCUUGUCCCCCGCCUCGCCCCGCAUCCCCAAGGGCGUGCGAGGAAGAGGAGGUGGUGGGGAGGCAAUGUACCCGCUGGGUUCCACCUGGAAUAUCUCCUUCGCGGGCUGUGGGUUUUUAGGGGUGUACCACAUCGGGGUCGCCAGCUGCCUCCGAGAGCACGCUCCUUUCCUGGUAGCGAAUGCCAAAACCAUUUAUGGAGCCUCGGCCGGAGCCCUGACGGCUACAGCUCUCGUAACUGGAGCCUGCCUAGGUGAGGCUGGGGCAAAUAUCAUUCAUGUCUCUAAAGAAGCUCGGAAGAGGUUUCUCGGCCCCUUGCACCCAUCCUUCAACUUAGUGAAAAUCAUCCGUGCCUGCCUGUAUAAGACCUUACCAGAAAACGGGCAUGAGCUGGCCAGUGGGCGCUUGGGUAUCUCGCUGACACGAGUCUCAGAUGGAGAGAAUGUCAUCUUAUCGGAGUUCAGCUCCAAAGAAGAGCUUAUCCAGGCAUGUGUCUGCAGCACGUUCAUCCCAGUGUACUGCGGCCUCAUCCCUCCAAGUCUUCAAGGAGUGAGGUAUGUUGAUGGAGGGAUUUCUGACAAUCUGCCACAGUAUGAGCUGAAGAACACAAUCACAGUGUCCCCUUUCUCGGGGGAGAGUGAUAUUUGUCCACGGGACAGUUCUACAAACAUCCAUGAGCUCCGGGUCACCAAUACCAGCAUUCAGUUCAAUCUGCGCAACCUCUACCGCCUCUCAAAGGCCCUGUUUCCACCAGAGCCUCAGGUUCUGCGGGAUAUGUGCAAGCAGGGAUACAGGGAUGCAUUGCACUUCUUGAAGAAGAAUGGUCUUCUCCAUCGUCCAAGACCCAUCCGCCCUCUGCUAGCCAUUGAAAAUGGUGCUGGGGAAAGAAACCAAGAAGAAGAAGAAGAAGAAGAAGAGGCAAAGGAAGAGGACCAGCUGAGAGAGAAUGCUGCAUUGGCAGAAGCUGAAGAACACAUUUUUGAACACUUGCCUCCUAAAUUGAAUCAAGCCCUCUUGGAAGCUUGUGCUGAGAGGAGGGGACUGUUCACUGGCAUUGCCAACCUGCUGCCUGUACGCCUGGCAUCUACCUUGAUGCUCCCAUACACUCUUCCUUUAGAGUCUGCUGUCUCAUUCACUGUCAGGUUGCUUGAAUGGCUGCCAGAUGUUCCAGAGGAUAUUAGGUGGAUGAAAGAGCAGACAAGGAAAGUCUGUCACUAUCUCAUGAGAAGAGCCAAAAAGAAGCUAGGAAGUCAUCUCUCAGCCAGGCUGUACUACCACCUGGAACUCAGAAAGACCCAAAGCUUGCCUCUCCCCUUGAGUGUUGGCUAUGGGGAGGCACUGCCCAAGUGGCUGCGAAAUAACCUCUCCCUGACGGACGUUAUGACAAAAUGGGAAGAGUACCAGCGUCAGCUGAUGCUGGGGCUGUUCUGUAUCAACGUGGACCUGCAGGCUUCCAUCUUCCCGUCGGAAGGGCUGCAGAUGAGACACCCACCAGCAAGCUGCACACAAGAGAGCCUCCAGCUCUUCUGAGAUGAUCAUCACACUUUGGGCAAGGGGGAGGGUGGGCAGCAGCUGCAUCUCAAGAGCAUCCUAAUGGCGCUCUGGUAAUACCCACUAAGGGAUUUCUUUUUUUCCCCAUUCGCAGAGAGAAAGAAUUGAUAUCAAAAUAGCCAAUCAUGCCACUGCUAAGCUGGUGACUGCACAGUGUUCAAACCCAUAGAAGUGUGUUGGGUGUUACGUAUGCUCUUGGAGAUUAUGGUGUAUAAAUACUCAGUGACUGCAACACAGGUGGUUGGUCUCUUCUUGGUUGAACUGAAAAGAGUUCCACUUGGGCCACCUCUAGAAGGCCUAAUCUUGACCUUGUUGUUUGUGAUAAGAGGACUGGGACACAAUCAGAACUCUGACAUUUCUUUGUUUUUAACCUCCUUUCUUUUAAAUCAGUAUUGUAAAAGUGUGUUUGUUUUCAUAGAGUUGAGUCUUCCAUGGAUCAUUUUUGUCUGUGCUAUAGAACACUGAAAAGCAGGCAGGUUAGAAUGGCUGACUGCCAAAUCGUGUCUUGUGUUUGAGACAGCCCUUGGUUUUCAACCCUCAAUAGAGGCACCUUUUUAACUCCUGCCCCAAAUGUAUGUCGGUGCUGCUGCUCUUAAUAUAGGUGUUAGGAGUUCAUAAUUAUAAAACAGCUCUUAUAACACUAGGGUUCCUUGUUCUUCUCAGUCUUACCCUCUUUGGACAGAGGAGAAAUAUUAGAAGCUCUGAAAUGUGCUUACUAAAAGUAUGCUUGAGCUAUAUUACUCUUUUUUUUUAAUGCCCCAUACAGUUUGGAUGCUCUGUUUCUUCUCUCCCCCCCCAAUUUUUUUUAUUAUCUGUCUUGAUUCUUCAGAUACUCAAUUAUAGGGGGGGUGUAAAGAAGGGUGGAGGAGGAUGGCAAGAGCUAAGACAGCCUAGUGUAUGUUUUUAAAAUGGUUUGUGCCUCACCUGAUAGCUGGAGCUGGGCAUAUGAGUAGGGAUUUUAUUCUACUCGCAAAAGGAAAAUGAAGCUGUUGCAAAUUGGAGGUCAAAAUUGAUGCUGGCCCAAAUGGAUAUAUGUUGUCUGUGGAAUCCAUCUCCACUUGUGCCAGUGGUGUAUUUGAUCUCUUUUGAAAGGAGCUGGCAGCCUUAACAGAAUUAUGGCUGUCUGUGGUGGUUAGUAAGAAGGAUCAGGAGUUGGAAGUCCCAAAAUGGAUGACAGUACAGUGUGAACAGGAGAAAAAGAGCUGGCUCAUAAGUUAGAAGUGCAAAAAGUGAAUGUCCAUCAUUCUUUGUAUCCUGCUAAGGUAGAGGAACCUUGAGCCUCCAGGUGAUGUUGUUGGACUCCAGUGGCCCCAGCAAGCACGGCCAGUAGUCAGAAAUGAUGAGUGCUGUAGUCCAGCAACAUCUGGUGUGCCACAAGUCCACCACCACAAUUUUUCUCAAUGUUAGUUCAGUGGUUCUUGGUUCCCCUUCUACUAAGGUAAUGAAACAUAGAGAUUCAUGCCUUGUAGGGUAACCUGCAGGUCAGGUGUGGGGAGCCUUUGACCCUCUAGAAGUUGUUGAACUACAACUCCCACCAGCCCUAGCAAGCAUGGCUAAUGGUUAGCAACAUCUGCAGGGCCAAAUGUUCCCCACACCUGCUGAAGUUUCUUCCCUCUCCCCAGUUCAUAUAGCCAGAAGGGUAUUUAGUUUCUUGGAGGGUUUUGAAGCUUUCUGAGUCAGAGCUGGUAUGUGUUCCCAAUGCUUUUGCUAUGUUCUCUACUUUCUGGUGUUGUCCGCAGCAGUAUGUGUUCAGGAUUAAGCACUCCAUGUAGCAGCACAAAACCCAUCUGCGUAUGGAAUCCCUCUUUCCAUAGCCUCUUAUCAAAUGUGAUGCACCUACUACUAAUUGUCACCAGCACUGAACUUUUAUCUCGUGUUUCACUGCUGUUUCCUUGUCCAUGCUACUGUGUAGCCUGGAAAAGAUGUCCUGUGUUGGCAAAGCAGCACCAUCCUCUAUCAUAUAGCAAUACUGUUUUCUCUGGUUUGUUUUUCCAUUGGGAUUUGGGUAUAUAUAAAAUAUUUUUUUCUUCCCUGCUGUGAUUUGUACUAUAAAAGCACAAUUGUAUUUGCUCUACAGGGACAAAUGUUUUGGUGCAUUUGUACUGUGGGGAAGAAGGUUAACUUCCUUCCUACUCAAACCAAACUAACAUCUUUGUUCCUCUUGUUGUGCAAACAAUCUGUUGAAUGCCAAAGAUAGCCCAAUGGAUGUGGGGAGGAGGGGGAGAGAUGACUUAGUACGUAUCAGUAAAGAAAUGUUAAUAGUGAUGGAAUUUCAAGUGCUGCUGGAGAACAAAGGGGUGGAUAUACUUUGGUAGACAUACUCGGUGUAUAUAUAUCCAGAAUGAACAUUGAAUAGAUUUGUGUUUCAAAGCAGACAAAUGGUGGCGUUUUUGCACUGAUGAACUGCAUGUGACUCUUUAUUAGCAAAGGCCCAUGAGGUAUACCUGCUUGCUUUUUUUCUUUUUCAGAAUGAUUGAAAGUGGCUAAAGUUAGGACACUAUUACCCUGUAGUGCAAAAACCUUCUAGUGGCCAAAUGCUUCCAAGCUGGAAGGCCAACAACAGCAUUUUUAGAAAUGUUUCCUCUGCAGAACUUCUGGAGUGAUGGAGCUGUAAAGAGAUUUUGAGAAUGGGCUGUUCUGUGAAAACAGGCUUGACGCUGAAAGAAAAAUCUUUCAAGCCUUACUUGUUGGCUCACAUAGCACAAGCACCUGCCUUUUUCCCCUUUGUGCCAACCUUCUUAACUGUUUCUUAAAAAUAGUUUAGAAAAGUGGAGUCCUUAAAGUGUGAAGCCUUUGUGACUGGGCAGGAUGGGAGUGGUGAACCUUUGGCAAUAGCCAAUUUAAUAGUCACUCUUCUAUACUUUAUGUAAACACACUGGGUGGCAAGGAAUUCGCUGUUCUCUGCAAACAUUUGCUUUGGAGCUCUAGAAGCAAAUCGCAAAAGAUCUACAUGGCACCCAGAGAAUCUUUUAUCCUGGUCUCUCAGAUCACAUUGAAUUUCUAUUCAUGAGAACUGAACUUCAGGGGAAUUGUUGCACUGUUCUGUGCCUUUUUAAUUUUAUGUUGGAUGAGAAAACAAAGUAGCUAGCAACUAUUUUUAAAUGCCCUUGGCAUUUUAACAGAAAUAUGUCUGCGGGACCUGGCCCAAAAACAGAACUUCUGUUUGGAGGAAUAAAAGGCUCUUAAAUUGAUUAUACUUCUACCUAUCGCAUACAAAGGUUUGUUUGACUCCCUGCAUUAUAGCUGAGGGAGAAAAGAAGCACAAGCAGAUGAGGAUGUUCAUAGUAAAACAAAACAAACAAACAAACAAAAAACCACCCAGCCACCAUUCCUCAUUCAUGAAAUAAUAGCAAGCAUUUGUAAGCAGAAGUCUUCUGAUGAGAAGUCCCUGAUAGAUAUCCAAGUACAACCACUGAAAUGUCCAUGGAUUUCAGUGGGUCUCCUCAGAGUAUGACUAGCAUUGACUGUCACCCAGAAUCUCUCCCCCCCCAAAGUAUGUCUUGGCAAAAAUGAGAAGUGCUUGUAUAUCAAGAGUGUUCUCACCCACAUGAAGGAUAGUAAUAGCUAGAGGUUUGCUGCAGUUCAAGUGAACUAUUGUCUGACUUGCCUUAAGUGUCUUGAUUUUGAAAUAUCCAAGAAAACAUUGCUUUCCUUUUGUCAUCCCAAGCUCAGUCAUGCACUAAUUUCCCCCUAUAAUAAUGUAAAUGUCACUUCUUGCCUGUAAGUAAACAGUAAACCUGUAUUUGUGUGUGUACAUGUAUAACCAACUACUAAGUUAUUCAACACUGUGUCAUUUUAAAAAUAUCUUGCACAACAAUUUAGAUUUUUCCAGCAAGUUGCUGCUUAUGGCACAAUGAUUGUACUGCUCAGUUUCUGUUUUGUUGCUAAUAUGCUGCGUUUUAAUUUAAGCGGCCUCUUUUGUAGCAGUCCAUCUAAUCAGAUGGGACAAUAACCAGGGUUACAAAAGUUGCUUGUUUUAUGGAAUACACCUCAAAAUAUAUUUUCUGGUUUAGUUUUUUUAAAAAAUUAAUUACUUGUACUAAAUACAGAUCUUAUUGCCAAAAAUUAGUAUUUCAACACACACUGGCUGUUUGAAAGGAAAAGAGGUCCACUAUGUUUUUUAAUCCUAAACUUGAAAUGUUAAAUGUUCGAAUGUUAUGGUCUAGAGUAAUUUCUAAUAACUUACCAAACCUGUAAUAACUUACCAAACUUCUUGUUACAAAAGUAACAAGAAGCUAUGCAUAACAGCUAAGUGCCAGUAGGGAGAGGCUAACCCCUCCCCCUUGGUUUGGAAAAGGAUUUGGUAUGUCAGAUUUGGAGAGUCUUUCAGAUAAAGGCUGGUGUAGGUGCGAGCUUUGUGACUUGGCACAUAACUUUAAUAUGAUUUGCUCAAACUGAAGCAUGGCAUCUGAUUAUACCAGAACUCAAUGGAGCAGUAGCUUGGCUUGACCAGUUUCAUACACCUACUGGUGUAGCAUUGUUCUCAAGUUUCCACAGUGCCUUUUAAGAAAACACGCCAAGCAUUCCAGCACUUGCUGCUGCUGUCCUCAUGACACCCAUUCCUCUCCUUUUCCCUUAUCGUCCAGCUUUCUUUCAAUCAGUAGAAGCUUCUGGGUUGGCAACACUGCCACAGAAGGAGCAGUUGCUGUGACAAAUAACUGGUGCCCUCUGUUCCCCUGAUGCACAACCAGCCUUUCCUGCAAUCUACAGGAAAUCCAAAAUGCCAAAUAAAAAAUUAAGAUUUGAACUUGUUUACAAAAUAACUAUUUUUGUAUUUGCCUAGAGUUUUCUCAAAUAAAACAAAUUUUUUUGGGAGGGGGGCUGCUCUGAUGCUUUUGUGCACUUCUUUGGGGCAGCCUGUGGUAAUCAAUUUUAGCACUUGCUAAUGAGUGAAUGUGUUUUUGUCUGAAGUCCAAACAGCAACAAGAUUAGUUGGGGAAACUAUUUUAUAUACAUGGUGACCAUUAUUAGGGAGCAUAAUAGUCAUUGCUUGAAAAGUCCAGUGUUAAAAUUUAUGCUUUGCUUACCCCACCCAUUUUACUGGAAAUGUGUUAAGUAUUUAUUUUGAAAGGAUAUACUCCCUAAUAAAAUACUUUCUAAAC
Molecule: messenger RNA, 6868 nt
Organism: Rhineura floridana
Lineage: Eukaryota; Metazoa; Chordata; Lepidosauria; Squamata; Rhineuridae
Gene: PNPLA2
Product: patatin like phospholipase domain containing 2
Exons: 9
Coding region: 282-1745 (487 amino acids)
Biological process (GO): triglyceride catabolic process; lipid homeostasis; positive regulation of triglyceride catabolic process
Cellular component (GO): cytoplasm; membrane; lipid droplet
Molecular function (GO): triacylglycerol lipase activity
Source: RefSeq, a predicted model, not a curated record